GAAUAAUCCUUUCGGGGAGUCCAUAUUCUGUGUAUGAUAAAGACGCACCACACGUUGACCCAAUGGUUUUUAACCUUGGAGUACCAUUGUUAGGCAUUUGUUAUGGGCUUCAAGAAAUUUCAUGGAAUUUUGGUGGUUCAGUUGCGCCUUGUGAUCACAGAGAAUACGGUCACGCAACAUUGAGUAUCAUAAAGCAUCAAGAUCAUCCGUUUGCCAAUAAGUUGUUCGAUGGUCUUGAGAAUGAUAUUCAGGUUUGGAUGAGUCACGGAGAUCAACUUGAUAGAGCGCCCGAUGGUUUUAAGGUCAUUGGUCAUACCUUAACUUCUCCAUUCGCCGUUAUCGUUCACGAAGAAAAAUACUUGUUUGGAAUGCAAUUUCAUCCAGAAGUUACUCAUACACCUCAUGGAAAAGAUAUCUUAAAAAAUUUUGUUACCAGUGUUUGUGGAUGUCAGACAAAUUGGACGAUGGAAUCAUUCAUUGAUAAAGAGAUUGAAAGAAUUCGUCAAAUAGUUGGUCCAAAUGGGCAGGUUGUUGGUGCAGUUAGUGGUGGUGUAGAUAGUACUGUAGCGGCUAAGCUGAUGAAAGAAGCCAUAGGAGACAGAUUUCAUGCAGUACUUGUUGAUAAUGGUGUGAUGAGACUUAAUGAAUGUCAAAUUGUCAAGAAACUGCUUGGUGAUCAUCUUGGUAUUAAUCUCAAAGUUGUAGAUGCUUCCAGUAAAUUCUUAGAUCGUCUCAAGGGGGUUACAGAUCCAGAAAAAAAGCGAAAAAUAAUCGGCAAUACAUUUAUUGAAGUAUUUGAAUCUGAGGCUGCAAAAAUUGACCUAGAAACUAAAGAAAGUGGACAUGGAAAUAUUGAGUAUCUUCUUCAAGGCACUCUUUAUCCAGAUGUUAUAGAAAGCAUUUCAUUUAAAGGCCCAAGUGCUACAAUUAAAACUCAUCACAAUGUUGGCGGAUUAACAAAAGAUAUGAAACUAAAGCUUAUAGAACCUCUAAGAGAAUUAUUCAAAGACGAAGUUCGCGAGCUUGGCAAAAUUCUAAAUUUAGACGAAGAUUUAAUUUGGCGUCAUCCUUUUCCCGGACCGGGAAUUGCUAUUCGUAUAUUAGGAGAAGUAACGCCAAGCCAAGUUGCCAUUGUCCGUGCUGCUGAUCAUAUAUACAUUGAAGAAAUAAAAAAAGCUGGACUCUAUCGGAAGAUUUCACAAGCUUAUGCUGCCUUGUUACCCGUAAAGGCGGUGGGUGUGAUGGGUGAUAAAAGGACAUACGAACAGGUUAUUGCAUUGAGAGCUGUAGAGACGACUGAUUUCAUGACAGCAGAUUGGUACCCAUUUCCUUAUGAUGCCUUGAAACGCAUUAGCAAUAGGAUUAUAAAUGAAGUAAAAGGAGUCAACAGAGUUGUUUAUGAUGUUUCAAGCAAACCACCAGCUACAAUAGAAUGGUAA
This is a messenger RNA of Racocetra persica, 1439 nucleotides long. NCBI's taxonomy places the organism in Eukaryota, Fungi, Glomeromycota, Glomeromycetes, Diversisporales, Gigasporaceae. The record is from the annotation of a GenBank genome assembly.